Molecule: messenger RNA, 429 nt
Organism: Pisolithus orientalis
Lineage: Eukaryota; Fungi; Basidiomycota; Agaricomycetes; Boletales; Pisolithaceae
Exons: 2
Coding region: 1-429 (142 amino acids)
Biological process (GO): mRNA splicing, via spliceosome
Cellular component (GO): catalytic step 2 spliceosome
Molecular function (GO): RNA binding
Source: RefSeq, a predicted model, not a curated record
AUGGAUGACUUGAUUGAGAUUGCAGUUGGAUUCAUGUGUGAGGUUGGCAUGUUUCUGGCAGAAAACUCUCUGGAAGCAAAUGCACUUGUUUUUGACUAUUUCCAUGAUGUUCUCAAUGAGGGGACCAUCAGUCAUCACAUACAAUAUAUAAUAGAGGUGCUUAUGCAGGUCUGGAAAGACAAGUAUAAGGACAACCCAAUCAUACCAGAUGGGUUGGACCUCAUAAAGGAAGAGGAGCAAAUUAUGCACCACAUAUGCCUUGAAGAGGAGUUGCAGGCACAAGAAGGGCUCAAUAUUCUCAAGUUCGACCCCAAUUACACAGAGAACGAGGAAAAGUACAAAGCAAUAAAAGCUGAGAUUCUUGGAGAGGGCUCUGAAAAUGAAUCUGGUCCAGAGGAGUCAAGCAAGGAAGAAGAGCAAGGAACAUGA